Messenger RNA from Rhineura floridana, 5624 nucleotides. RefSeq names its product sterol regulatory element binding transcription factor 1 (gene SREBF1). NCBI's taxonomy places the organism in Eukaryota, Metazoa, Chordata, Lepidosauria, Squamata, Rhineuridae. The record is from RefSeq and is a predicted model, not a curated record. The transcript is spliced from 20 exons. The coding region runs from base 216 to 3527 and encodes 1103 amino acids. Gene Ontology annotation, cellular component: nucleus. Gene Ontology annotation, molecular function: protein dimerization activity; RNA polymerase II cis-regulatory region sequence-specific DNA binding; DNA-binding transcription factor activity, RNA polymerase II-specific. Gene Ontology annotation, biological process: regulation of transcription by RNA polymerase II.
AGAGCCCUUCUCUCUGAGCAACUGAUUUUCUAUGUGCACAGAUUAUUGUGAUUAUUAGUUUAAAACAACAUUCAGUCAAGGGAGACCCUAAUACGUGCACACAAGUUGACCAUCUCAGCAAGAUCUAGGCCAAAUUCAGGGCAUAAAGACAACUGGCUUUCUGAGGAACCGUUCUUCGGAGGAAAGGGUGUGUGUGCUGUGGGUGAGUGGCCAAGAUGAACAAUCUCCCCUUUGAAGAGACUUCCCUGGACAGUCUGGAUCCUUCCCUGACUCUCCAUGAAUCCAGUGAAAUUGACACGGCGCUCCUGAGUGACAUUGACGACAUGCUUCAGCUGAUCAACACUGAAGACAGUGACUUCCCUGGUCUGUUUGAUGUGCCGUUCGGUCCUAAUGCCACCCCGGAUCCCAACCCACAUGGGCCAAGUUUGUUCAGCAGCUAUCUGGGGGCGAGUAACCCGCCUUCCUCCAGCUUGUUCCACGUUCCAGGUUCGCCCCCGCCACACUUCACGCCCCUGCAGACAGACAGCCUGAACACGGAGCCAGCUCCAAUGGACAUCAAGGAAGAAUCCCUGCCUGCUGCGCAAGCUCCGCUUCCACCAACGGGAAUGACGGCUCAGAAUUUUGUUCCGGCAUCCCAGCCUCAGUUCUCAGCACAGCCUAUGAUGGGAUUCCUGAAUCACAACGGAGUUUCCGCUCCCCAGCCAGGAGGGCAUCCUCAGCACCCUCUGCCUGUCCAAGCCUCAUCCCAGCAGACCCAGCCAGUGGCGAUGCAGCAAGCCCCGCUCCAGAACAUUGCUUCUCAGCAGCUCCUGGCCCCCCAUACCACCCCCCAGGUCGUCCAGCCACAGAUCCAGCAAGUACCGGUUCUUCUGCAGCCUCACUUCAUCAAGGCCGACUCCUUGCUUCUGACAGCCGUCUCCAGAACCAAGACCUCCGGGAUCACCACGCUGUCUACCCCGACGACCAUCCAGUCGACCUCGUUACAGAUGCCGACGCUGAUGAGCGGGGGUACCAUCCUGGCAACAGUUCCGCUGGUGAUGGAUACCGACAAGCUGCCCAUCAACCGCCUGACCACUGGAAAGCCCUGGGCGAGCAGCAACAAGGGCGAGAAACGCACGGCGCACAAUGCCAUUGAGAAACGGUAUCGCUCCUCCAUCAAUGACAAAAUCUUGGAGCUGAAGGACCUGGUGGUGGGAUCAGAAGCCAAGCUGAACAAGUCAUCCAUUUUGCGGAAAGCAAUUGACCACAUCCGCUUCCUGAAGCAGACCAACCAGAAACUGAAGACGGAGAACAUGGCCCUCAAAAUGGCUUCACAGAAGAACAAGUCCCUGAAGGACCUGGUAGCCACGUGCGGCGGGAACACACAGGACGCGGCAGAAGGGAUCAAGCUGAUGGAUGCCCUCACGCCACCUCCGUCGGACGCAGGGUCCCCCUCGCACAGCAGCAGCAGCCCACUCUCGCUCAGUGGCACCAGUGGGAGUGAUUCGGAGCCUGACAGCCCUUUCUGUGAGGAAUCUAAGAUGAAGCGAGAGCGUCAGGCACUCUCUCCAGGCAGCCUGGGGAUGCUGGACCGAUCCCGCUUGGCGCUGUGUGCUUUUGUCUUCCUCUGCCUCUCUUUCAACCCUCUGUCCUCCCUGUUGGGUGGGACUAGCUCUGCAAGCCCCUCGGAGAUUGAUGGCUCUGGUCUUGCUGGACGAACCAUUAAGUCCCAGAAUGGGGCUGGAGAUUCCCUGGCUGCUUGGUCCCAGUGGCUUCUCCCUACCAUGGUCUUCUGGCUGAUCAACAUGCUGGUUGUUCUCGGUGCCUUUGUCCGGCUCUUCAUCUAUGGCGAGCCCGUUACACGCCCGCACUCGGAGUCUUCCAUUCUCUUCUGGAGGCAUCGCAAGCAGGCAGACCUGGACUUGGCACGGGGUGAUUUUGCUCAGGCGUCCCAGAACUUAUGGACAGCACUCAAAGCCCUUGGCCGCCCCCUCCCGACCUCUAAUCUGGACCUCACUUGCAGCCUUUUGUGGAACCUGAUCCGGCACGUGCUUCAGCGGCUGUGGGUGGGGCGCUGGAUGGCGGGCCGGGCCGGUGGCUUUUUCCGCGACCGGGACCUCAAGGCUGACGUGCGCAAGAGUGCCUGCGAGGCGGCCCUAGUGUACCACAAGCUGCAUCAGCUGCACAUGACGGGGAAACACGUGGCUGGCCACUUGUCGGCAAUCAACAUGGCGCUGAGUGCCGUGAACUUGGCUGAGUGUGCAGGCGACGCCAUCUCUGUGGCAACGCUGGCAGAAGUCUAUGUGGCGGCUGCCCUGCGGGUGAAGACCAGCCUCCAUCAGUGUUGUCACUUCCUGGCGCGUUUCUUCCUCAGUAGCGCCCGGCAAGUGCUGCUGUCCCACAGUGGGACCGUCCCGCCAGCCCUCCAGUGGCUGUGCCACCCCGUGGGCCAUCGUUUCUUUGUGGAUGGCGACUGGGCCGUGAAGAGCUCUCCCCGGGAGAGUAUCUAUAGCUCCACUAGCAAUCCAGCGGACCCCCUGGCUCAAGUGACACAACUCUUCCGCGAGCAUUUGCUGGAGAAGGCCCUUUCCUGCGUCUCCAGGCUGGAGAGUGACACGCCGGCCAGCCAUGGCGAGGGAGAAUUUUCCAAUGCUCUGGAGUACCUGCAUUUUCUCAACAGUUGCGCAGAUGCCGUUCCGAGCCCAACUCUCUCCAUCAGUGCUAACAUGGACACUGCCACAGGCACUGACCCUGUUGCUCACUGGUGGGCAUCCGUGGUUGCCAUGGUGAUUCAUGGGCUGCAAGGCGAUGAUGACGCGGUGGAGCGCCUGUAUCCUCUGGUGGAAUCGAUGCCGAGGGCCCUCCAGGCAUCUGAGAAUCCUCUUCCCUGUGCAGCGCUGCAUAUGUUCCGGGCUGCACGGGUGCUGCUGGGCAAGCUAGACUGCAGCCUGGGCCAGUGCGACAAAGCCGGUGACUACUUGAGGGAGAGCUUGGGUGGAAACACGCCCCCGAGUGCCAUUGACAGGGCUGUGCAGUUCCUCUUGUGCGAUCUCCUCCUCAUCACCCGCACGCGGCUCUGGCAGCAGCAGAUGCAGUCGACUCAGCCACAUGGCACCCCCUACCAAGCCUCUGCCCUUGAGCUGCGCGGCUUCCAGCAGGACCUCAGCAGCCUCCGGCGCCUGGCACAAUCAGACAAGCCUGCAAUGCACCGGGUUUUCCUUCACGAGGCGACAGCCCGGCUGAUGGCCCGAGCCAGCCCCACACGAACGCACCAGUUGCUGGACCAGAGCCUGCGCAGGAGGGGAGCCUCAAGCACCAAAGGAGCCAGCCAACAAGAGAGUCGCCCGACAGCGCGGGAGCAGGCGGAGGCCCUCUUGCUCGCCUGUUCCUACCUGCCCCCCGUGUUCCUCUUGGGGCCGGGCCAGCGGAUGGGCAUGUUGGCCGAGGUGGCCCGCUCUCUGGAGAAGCUGGGGGACAAACGGACGCUCCACGAGUGCCAGCAAAUGAUCAUCCGGCUCAGCAGCGGCUCCACCGUCACUUCCAGCUAGAGCGGUGGUACCGAGGACUUGUGGGGGACGGGGGGGAUGCGCACAGAGGGCAAGCCGGGUGUGGUCCCUCCAAGCACAUUUUGAGCAUGACUGUUGGGGGCGAAGCCCAGGACACGGAAGGGCUAGGCCUGCAGGAGGUUGACUCUCGCUUCCCCCGCUCUAGGUAAUCCUUACUCUGCAGGGUUACCUCCCCCUACUUUCUGGGGGGAGCCCCCCAUCCUCUCCACGCGCUGUUGUGUGUGCUGAGCAGUCCGAAGUGACUUGUUGGAGAGAGCACAAGCCAGCAGAGGUCUUUGCCAAGAGGGCGGUGAGAUGCACCGCGUGGGCCUGUGUUGCUCCUGCUAUUAAAAGUGGGGAGGAUUAUCACCGGCUGUGCGAGGCGGCAUCUAAAAACGGGACAUCCGUUAGAGUCGCAUUGGGUGGGGUGCAGGUGGCAGGCGAGGGUCUUUUCAUUCCCCUCUGCAACUUGAUUCUCAGCUUUCACACACGUACAGGGGAAAUUGCACACAAGAGUUGUGGUUCGUUGCACUUCUGCUGUAGCAUCCUGGCAUGGGACGAUGACUUUGCAAUCUCCCGGUUUCCCCUCGGCUGCUCUCUGCUCCUCCUCCCGCCCCCAUGCAACUCUCUCUUGGGGUCCUCCCAGAACCUCCUUGAUUGUCUUGCCUGCCAGCACUUCAGAAUAAGGCAAAGGGGGUCCCCUGGUGGCAGUUUCCCUUAUUGCAGGGUGCCUGCCCAUCUCUCUGGCCGGAUGCGAAUGGCUUUGAGGCGUGGGCUCAGCUUUGUUUUCAAAGUGUUCUUCUGCCAACCAGCUGCUGCUGUGCUCCUCUAUCUCAGGCACAUCUGACUUCUUGGGAAGCAAUGGAAAAACGUUGUGCUUCCCUUACAGAAGGCCCCAAAGCCUGUGCUUCCUUCACCCUUUGCAGGGGCUCCCUCAGUACGACUUGGCUAAAUUUUGGCGGGCUGGGGAUUGUGAAUUUCUGGCUUGGGUCUUCUGACUCCCCUCACCCCGUUACUGGUUUUAUGGGGGGGGGCUUUCUAAAAACAUUUUGCCGUAUGUAUAUCUGCCCCCCUCCCGGCAAACGUCGGUCCCUAAGUAGGAUACACACACAGAAAGUAGAAUUCAGGAUGGACAAAAGAAAGUACUUCUUCACGCAACGCACAGUGAAACUAUGGUCUUCGCUCCCACAAGAGGCAGUGAUGUUCACCAACUUGGAUGGCUUUAAUAGAGGAUUAGACAACUUUAUGGGGGACAAGGCUGUCAGUGGCGACCAGCCAUGAUGGCUAGGCCCUGCUUCCAAAAUCGGAGAUGGUAUGAUUCCUAAUACCAAUUGCUAGAAACUGCAGGAGGGAGAGUGCUCUUGUGCUCAGAUCCUGCGUGUGGUCUUCCCAUGGGCAUCUGGUUGACCACUGUGAGAACGGGAUGCUGGACUAGAUGGGCCACUGGCCUGAUCCAGCAGGCUCUCCUGAUGUUCCUAUAUACCCAUAUCCUUGCUGGAGCUGCUGGAUGUCUCUGUGUGGGUUUGUUUUCCCUGUUGGAUGCCUGCCUACCGAGCAGCUGUUCAGAGGCACAGGAGUCCUGCUUUAGAAAAGGUGGUGACCCUAUUUAAAAAAGGCACACCAUUCUCCAUGUGUGUUUUUGGCUUUACAAAUAUACUGGAAAUGGUAAAAGGCCAGAUCAGUUGUGUAGGUCUGUGCCCUGCCAGUGGAGCGAGAGGACAGAAGACCCUGUUGGCUGUGCUUCAUUAUCUUUUUCCCCCUGCCCCAACCCCCAGUAUAGAAUUUUGGUCCUAACAGUAAGUGCCCCGGCGUUGGCUCCGUCACGCAACCUAUGUUGAGGAUGCUGUUGCUUAUGGGGAAAUUUCCUUUGGGAUGGGUGAGACUGGAGAGCCAGGAGCGUCUGGCCAAAUCAAGGUGGGAGAAUGAAUUGCGCCCUCUGCAGGGCUUCUUUUGCAGGAGCAGGUAAAGGUUUGUGUGUACGAUAUACAGUAUCUCAUCCCUCCGCAAUCUGCACCGCUUAGCCAGUUUUUCCAUUUAAAAGUUAUUUUCAUAGUGCAAGUUUUUUUUGUACAGAUAAAAUAAAAGACCUACUUAUUUAUA